AAAACCUCUCCCCCGGCCAUUUGGGCGUUGCACGCGUUUCGCCCCCAGGGUUUGGGCCGCUGCGCCUUCACGCGCAGCCGUUUUGUUUAUGCGGCCGGCAGGGGAGAGAAGGGCGGAGAGGGAUUGAGUGUGUAAAGAUGUGGCGGGCCGCUGGGGUAUAUAAGGCUCGGGCUCCGGUUUGCUGGGUCCCCGGGCCCAGCCUGCGGAUGGAGACCGCCGAGCGCACAGAGAGCCCCGCAGUCCAGUGCGUUCGCGGCCGUAGCCGCCUGCUGCCCGCCUCUCCCGAAGGCCGGAUGCUGAGCAGGAGAGCGGACUCCGGGUACCGCACCUCGGCCCCGCCCUGCGCCUCCCCCGCUCCGUCCCUACCGCCCGCGCCUCCCCAGCUCCUCCUCCCGGCACUCCGCUCCCGACAUCCUCCUAGCCCCAGCUCAGCUGCUGUCUGUUCUAAGGGUUCUGCUUUCACGUCUCCUCUGCGCACCUUGUGCUCCCCACCUCGCAGAUCCGCAGGCUUCUGGAGGCCAUGGGUUGAAGACCAAGGCGAAAAGGAGGAGGAGGCGCCGCACCACACCUCGGAGGCGAUGCCCGAUGGCCCCGGAAUAAGGGACGCCUCAGGAAAGCUUUCCCGGUACAGACACCCAGUCAGACUAUUUUGGCCAAAAUCAAAGUGUUAUGAUUACUUGUAUCAAGAAGCAGAAGCUCUUCUGAAAAAUUUUCCAAUUCAAGCCACAAUUUCAUUUUAUGAAGAUUCUGAUAGUGAAGAAGAAAUUGAGGAGCUGAUCUGUGAAAAUUAAUCUGAUUACUUUUGAUGACAUUCAGAGCUUAGAGGUACAAAUUGGAUUAGUGUACAAAUGUAUCAUAAUCCUUUUAAACUAAUUUAUUUGUAUAUAAAUUAUUAAUAAACUGAAGUAUGUAGUAA
Molecule: messenger RNA, 916 nt
Organism: Sus scrofa (pig)
Lineage: Eukaryota; Metazoa; Chordata; Mammalia; Artiodactyla; Suidae
Gene: RIPPLY2
Product: ripply transcriptional repressor 2
Biological process (GO): embryonic pattern specification; negative regulation of transcription by RNA polymerase II
Cellular component (GO): nucleus
Source: RefSeq, a predicted model, not a curated record